Molecule: messenger RNA, 1959 nt
Organism: Entrophospora candida
Lineage: Eukaryota; Fungi; Glomeromycota; Glomeromycetes; Entrophosporales; Entrophosporaceae
Source: the annotation of a GenBank genome assembly
AUGACUAUUACUAUCAAUAAACAAAAUUCAAACGGCACCGCACCGGUUCCACCAAUUUUCGAGCCUGCACUACUACAAGAUUAUCUUAGCAAACUUUUAUCUUUACUUCUAAGAGCUGAAGAAAAUGAUUUAAAAAAUACUUUAUGGAAUUUGCCUGAAACUCUUGAAAAGCUUGGGAAAUUUGCAAACGAUCCUGAAGUUAAUGCUAUAUACAUUACAAAAGAAAAAAUUGAAAAUAAAGAUCAAAAUGAUCAAGCCAUAUCUUAUUCUUAUACUUUAUCUCAAAAUCUUGCUUAUUAUUCGAAUCACGUCGCUUCCGUUGUAAUAAUAAAAUAUAUUCCAAAUUUGGAUCCCAUAAUGCCAAUUCAAACUCAAGUACAAAUUUUAAGUUUGCCUGGUCCUGCUCCAAGUGAAUCUGGAUCAGUUGCUGUAAAUCCAUAUGAUGCAAUUCAUUCAUAUAUCCAUUUAGCCAUUGCUCCUUAUUUCGAUGCAUAUGUUAAUAAUGCAAAAGAUACUAGCACUAUUGGCAAGAAAUAUGAUGAUUCUAAAAUGGGAAUUCCAAUGACUAAAAAGAAGAUUGCCGAAUUGGAAUUGUGUUUACUUCAUUUGCAAGAAAAGGUCGCAAUACCUAAAGCUUUGUUAAAUAUUCAUCCUAUAGUUCAAAAAAUUGUCGAGAAGUGUAAACAAGAAGGAACAAGAAUCACUGUUAAUGCAAUUGACCCACAGCUUUUAAACGAAUCUACUUUCCUAAAUGAACUUCAAGCGGGUGUAAAUGAUUGGGUAAAAGAAAUUCAGAAAGUCACUAAGCUAACACGCGAUCACUCUAGUGAAACUGCUGCACAAGAAAUUAACUUUUGGUUAAGUAUGGAAGCUGCUUUGGAUGGUAUCAAUAACAAUUUGGAAAAUGAUCAAAUUGUAUUGACUUUGGAUAUUUUAAGAUCCGGAAAAAGAUUUCAUGCAACUGUAUCUUUUAUGGCCGAUACUGGCUUGAAAGAAGCCACUGAAACAGCCCGGAGGUACAAUAUACUUAUGAAAGAUUUUCCGCUUAAUGAAUUAUUAUCUGCGCCUGGUAUUAACGAAAUAAAAGAAGCAAUAAUAUUAAUUUUUGGUCAUUUCAGUAGAAAGUUGAAAUUAUCUCCAUAUCCGAUCAAGAAAGCUUUACCGCUUGCUGAAGCUAUUUCACGUGAUUUAAAUGAACAAUUACUUAAAGUGCUGGGUAAUAGACGAUUGAUGUAUAUGGGUUAUGAAGAGUUCGAGAAAGUGAUAUCUUGUGCUGAAGAUGUGUUCAAGGCGUGGGACGAGUGUAUUAAAGAAUUCACUAAUGUGGCUCGUGAUGUGACCAGGAAAAGAAGCGAGAAAUUCAUACCAAUAAAAGUCAUUCCUGCUCAUGACAAAUUACAAGAACGUAUCAACUUUGUAAGAACUUUUAGAAAGAAUCAUGAACAACUACAUCAAACCGUUCUAAAGCUUAUGACUCAACCAAAAAUAGUUCUAAAAAAAAUUGUUGUUGAAAGUGAAAAAGAUAAUGAUAUCGAUGCUUUGGAAGAAAUUAGAUUGGCUUACGAAAAUGUCAAAGAUAUUAAUGUGUUGGAUGUUUCACUUACGGGUACAGAGAUUUUGAUGCAUGCUGAGAAUGCUUAUAACGAAUGUGUUUUUCGUAUUGAAAAUGAAAUUAUUCCAAGUUUGAAAGAUCGACUUGCAAAUGACAAAUAUCCUGAUUCUUUACCGAUUAUAUUUGAUGGACUUCAAGAAUAUAUACAAAUACCCGAGCCAGCAAUGGAUAUGGGCGUUGAAUCAAAAUUUGAAGAAAUUAAAAAAAAUUUUAAAAAUGAAUUGAAUGAUAUCAGAAAUGAAAUUAAAGAUGAAAUUAAAGAUGAACUCAAAAAUGAACUCAAAAAUGGAUUAAAUGAGUUUAAAAAUGACCUUACAUAUUGCCAAUAUUUCUAUAAAGAUAUCUAG